Molecule: messenger RNA, 1373 nt
Organism: Hypomesus transpacificus
Lineage: Eukaryota; Metazoa; Chordata; Actinopteri; Osmeriformes; Osmeridae
Gene: cers3b
Product: ceramide synthase 3b
Exons: 10
Coding region: 13-1134 (373 amino acids)
Biological process (GO): ceramide biosynthetic process
Cellular component (GO): membrane
Molecular function (GO): sphingosine N-acyltransferase activity; DNA binding
Source: RefSeq, a predicted model, not a curated record
UUUCCCAAUACCAUGGGCCAGAGCAUCAGUGAGUGGUUGUGGUGGGAACGCCUGUGGCUCCCAGCUAACCUGAGCUGGUCAGACCUGGAGGACAGAGGUGGUCGAGUUUACGCCAAACCCUCGCACCUGUACGCUGCCCUGCCCUAUGCUUUUUUCCUGCUCUUUAUCAGAUACCUGUUUGAAAGGUACAUAGCCCUCCCUCUGGCUGGACUGUUGGGGUUCACGGAUAGGCUACAUCUCACAGCAGAACACAACCCCCUCCUUCAACACUACUUCCUCACCCAAUCACGAACCCCGACACAGGGGAAUGUCAGGGCUCUGUGUAAGAAGACAGGGUGGUCCGAGAGGCGUGUCAACAUCUGGUUCAGGAGGAGGAGGAACCAGGACAGACCAGGCCUCUGCAAGAAGUUCUGUGAAGCCAGCUGGAGGUUUGUGUUUUACCUGAGUGCGUUUGUAGGAGGACUGUUGUCUUUAUAUGAUAAACCAUGGUUUUAUGACCUAAGGGAGGUUUGGGCUGGUUUCCCUAAACAGUCCAUGCUGCCAUCUCAGUAUUGGUAUUACAUGGUGGAGAUGAGUUUCUACUUUUCUCUACUUCUCAGCCUCACAUUCGAUGUUAAACGUAAGGACUUCAAAGAACAAGUCAUUCAUCAUAUAGCCACGUUAACUCUGUUGGCAUUCUCCUGGAGUUCAAACUAUAUCCGCGUUGGAACUGUUGUCAUGGUGCUGCAUGAUUCCUCUGAUUGGCUGCUGGAGGUAGGUAAGAUGUUUAACUAUGCCAAGUGGGAGUGGACCUGCAACAUUGUGUUUGUGCUGUUCACUACAGUCUUCAUGGUGACACGACUCAUCAUCCUGCCCUUCUGGGUGAUCCACUGCACUUGGGUGUAUCCUGUUGAGCUUUACCCCCCAUUCUUUGGCUACUACUUCUUCAAUGCCAUGCUGCUGCUGCUGCAAAUGCUACAUCUCUACUGGGCCGCGCUGAUAGUACACAUGUUCUACAAGUUACUCAACAACAGCUUUAAUGGAGAUGACAGAAGUGAUCAAGAGGAAGAUGACUCAACUGAUACCUCUGAGAAAGACAACCACAAAAGACACACUAAUGACCCUGGAGCCAGAGGCAGAUCCACCAAGCACUAAGAUAGAACAGCGAAGCACCACCCAUAGAUGUGGAGAGCCCAAACACUCAGACCUAGUCCAGGGGGGUCAAGCAGGAAACCUGAUUUUCAGAGCAAAACAUGAAGGACAAUGCACAAGAGUUGUUUGGGUUCAAUGAAGUCAGGGUGGCAGUGUAGUAGCAUGAAGAUUGUGAGAUAUUAGUAUAGUCAAAAAUCUUAAAUUAUAAUAAAUGAAAAUGACAAACAAAUCAAGGUUCCGUU